Hydractinia symbiolongicarpus is the source of this 3512-nucleotide messenger RNA. Its product is annotated as leucine-rich repeat and calponin homology domain-containing protein 2-like. Lineage: Eukaryota; Metazoa; Cnidaria; Hydrozoa; Anthoathecata; Hydractiniidae. Bases 108 to 2075 code for a protein of 655 amino acids. Gene Ontology annotation, molecular function: protein binding. The record is from RefSeq and is a predicted model, not a curated record. The transcript is spliced from 20 exons.
GUCUCACACAAUUAAAUUUUCUUUAGAAUUUUAAUAUCUUAACAUAGGAAAAUACUACAUCAACAUGCUUAAAUGUUUUGGAGGAAAUAUUGGCUAGCAUAUUAAAAAUGAAUAGCCACUCAGUUAUAGAGAAGUGUUUUGAGGAUGCAGAAGAAAGUGGUGUUUUACAGAUUACUCAUAAAGGCUUGAAAACAUAUCCUACAUGUGUAGACGAUUAUGACUUGGUGGAUGUUCUUGUCGUUGAAUUAUCAUGGAAUAGAUUCACUGAACUUCCUCAAGAAUUGUUAUCAUUUGUUAUGAUGGAGAAAUUAAGCUGUUCAAACAAUUUUGUUAAGAUACUACCCGAUCUUAGCCAUUUGAAUGCAUUGUCCUAUGUGGAUGUAAGUCAAAACCAGCUACAAAGUUUACCAGUACAUUUGUGCUCACUUCCUUUGAAGAUAUUGAAAGCUAGUCAUAAUCACAUUUCUAUUUUGCCAACUGAAAUUGGACUGCUCAGUAAACUGCAAGCUUUGGAUUUAUCAUGUAAUGAAUUGACAAAUCUUCCUAGCACCAUGGGAGACCUAAACUCACUACGCUUCUUGAAUAUCCGUAGAAAUCAAAUCGUGUCACUUCCGGAUGAGCUGAGUAAACUAAAAAAUUUAGCAUCUUUCAAUUUUUCUUGCAACAAAAUUUCAUGUAUUCCACCUGCAUUUCGGUUGAUCUCCUCAUUAAUUCAACUUGAUUUGACGAAUAAUCCACUGUCUUUACCUCCUGCACAGAUAUGUCUUAGAGGAAGACUACAUAUUAUCAAAUUUCUAAGCAUGGCUGCUCAACAACAGGAAAAGAGAUGGACAAUACCAAAGGAAACUGGUAUUAACAGAUCUCCCUCACCUAGCAAUGUGUCAAAUAACAGUGAGAUGUUCAAUUUUGCAGAACGCCAACCGGAUGCAGACAACCAUAGACGAAAUACAAUGAGCGAGGGUGAAGAUGAAAAAGAAUCAGUAGACUCUGGCACGCUGCGUAAACAAACGGCCCCAAACCUAUCAUCAAGUCACGAUGAGCCCUGUCAGGAUGUUGUAACUGUUUACAAAAACGAAACCCCACCGUCACCAUCCAAAGAUAAGCCCAAACUACCCAAAAAACCGAACUCGUUUUCUUUGUCGAAGCAAGAAAUAAAAGAAAAACAGAGGAUAUUACAAGAGAAAGGCAAGCUCACUCCUCAACCAUAUAAAUCUCGUGCGUCAACGUCAUCUUCUCGAAAAUGGUCAGACAAUGAGCAGGCAGACUCUAAUCAUACGAUGUCGUUGGACCGAUCAGCUGUGCGCAACUUAGGUACACAAAUAAAAAGUAAUGACUCUGAAGAUGCCAGAUAUGAAAAGAGAAAUGAUGAAGAGCGUCUAGAUGAUUUAGCAGCUCGCAAGGAACAGCUUCUGCGAAAUAAAGAGGAGAUUUUGAAAUCGAAAUACCGAUUGGAAUUAAUAAAAUCGAAAGCACAAAAUCGGAAUGAAAAUGGUUCCGAAAAGACCGAAUUUGUUUCACCAAAUUCAACAACUAGCGUUACAUCCACUGAGUCUUCUCACUCCAGCCAGUCGGAAGUUGUGUUCGAUGGUAUAGCCAAACGACAUGUACUAGGAAAACCAAAAACAAAUAAAAAAUUGCGGGAUGGGGCGGCUAAUUUCACAAUGCGAAGGAUCUUUGACUCUGCGAAGGAGGAGUUUGAACAACUGGAAAAACUUAGAGAGGCUAUAGAAAGUCGUCUACGCAUUCGGUUACCAGACGAUUUGCCAGCUUCGAUGUCAGAUGGAAUCGUACUAUGUCAUUUAGUCAAUCACUUACGAAAGGGUACAAUAGCAGUUAUACAUGUGCCCAGCUCUGGUGUGCCUAAACUAACUAUGCCCAAAUGUCAAAUGAAUGUAGAUGCUUUUUUGGAUGCAUGUCGACGAGUGGGCGUAGAUAAGACCGACAUCUGUACAGCACCAGACAUUCUUCAAGAAAAAAGUCCUGCGAAACUGUGUCGGACAGUACAAGCGCUUCUACUGGCCAUGGGUGCUGCUCCACCGCAAAUAGUCAUGGCUGUUCCAAUUUCUCCGAGAUAACGUUUAAUAAUCGUUUUCACAAUUUUAGAUGUAAAUUUAUUCGAAAUUCGAAAUUCGCAUUAACUACCUUAAGGGAACUUAUUUUGGCGGGAACUAAUUUUGGCGGACGAAGGAAAUCUAAAAAAAAUUUAAUUUUGGCGGGAACUAAUUUUGGCGGAUCAACGAAAUUUUUAAUUUUGGCGGGAACUUAUUUUGGCGGGUGGCGGUUUUUUUUAAUUUUGGCGGGAACUUAUUUUGGCGGGUCAGCGGAUUUUUUAAUUUUGGCGGGAACUAAUUUUGGCGAGUGAAGGAUUUUUUCAAAUUUCAACGAAAAUUUUCUUUGGUAAAGAUGUAGAAAUAAGCAUUACAAAGCAAAGAAUUUUAAAACAAAUACUAAAAAUCUACUCUUCUUCAUCGUCUAUGAUAAUGUCAAAUGCAUUCCGACUAAAGUCUAUGAAAUCCACGUUGACAAGUGUACACUAUCGAAGAUCACCUCUCGUUCAAGGAGGCUUGGAGAUCCCCUGUAAAAUAACUGUUACUUUACCAGGGACAGUAAACAAUCUUUUGGUUCUUGCAAGAUACCAACAACUUGUAGAAGCCUUGUAUACAGAGCCGAAAGAGGAAUUGAUUCUUGGUUCGUUCUUACAUAUUGCAGUUAUUUUAGAUGUCGUGGUUCCAACCGAAGAGAGACCAAAGCGUAAAAAAAAUACAGCCAAAAGCCAAAGCAAAGAGACGAAAAAGCAAAAAGAUAUUCGAAACUUUUUUGGAAACACCUCAGCUGCACCAGCCCCAAAAAGGCAAAAAGUUAACAACAAACCUAAAAAGUCGUCACCAUCGUCAAGCAAGGACUUAGAAAUCAUAAAUAUUGAUUAAAAAUUAUCUUGUAUUAGAGGUUUAUUAUGACAUAAUAUUUCUAGCGCAAAGGUAUAUUUCUAAAAGAUAUAAAAAAUUGAAAAAAAGUUGAUUUUUGUCGAUUUUUUAAGGGGAACUUAUUUUGGCGGAUCAACGAAAUUUUUAAUUUUGGCGGGAACUUAUUUUGGCGGGUGGCGAUUUUUUUUAAUUUUGGCGGGAACUAAUUUUGGCGGGUGAGUAAAAUAUUUAAUUUUGGCGGGAACUAAUUUUGGCGGAUUUUGCCCCAAUCCGCCAAAUCCGCCAAAAUUAGUUCCCGCCAAAAUAAGUUCCCUUAAGGUAAACAUUCCUUGUAAAAAAUGCGUGGUACGGACUAUAACAAACUUUCCGCACUGUUAUACACCAAUAUGUUUCUACCUUGUAAAUAAAUGUAUAACUUUAAAUUUUCUCAAGUUCGUGCUGCAGUGAAUAUAAUGUAUAAUAUAUAUUGUAAUUUUUACAUUUUCCUUUGGGGCAUGAACUGUGAUGGUGAGGAAACGAGAAAGACAUUGAAGAAUGAAACCUAAACACGUUACACGAAUGACACAAAGAAAACACGUAUUUUUGAAA